Messenger RNA from Erythranthe guttata (spotted monkey flower), 2260 nucleotides. RefSeq names its product TOM1-like protein 9. Gene Ontology annotation, biological process: protein transport to vacuole involved in ubiquitin-dependent protein catabolic process via the multivesicular body sorting pathway. Lineage: Eukaryota; Viridiplantae; Streptophyta; Magnoliopsida; Lamiales; Phrymaceae. Gene Ontology annotation, molecular function: phosphatidylinositol binding; ubiquitin binding. The record is from RefSeq and is a predicted model, not a curated record.
AUUGUUUGUUUAUGAUUUUCUUUUCAAAAUCAUCAUUAAUUUUUUUUUAUUAAUCAUUUGCAUUUGCGUGAUGAUUUAGGGUCGUAAGCAUCUUGUACGGAGAUUGAAAUUCUCCUCUGAUAUUAAUCAAUCGUUGAUGAGUCAGUUUACAGCUCAAUUCCCGGGGUUAAUCGUUGAAUUUCUGUAGAAGUUUCCACCGGGAACAACUCCGAUUGCUAUUUCAGAUUUACCUCCGGCGAGGGUUUCUGAAAUAGGAGAGGAAGAAAAAAAUGGUGAAUCCGAUGGUUGAAAGAGCGACGAGCGAUAUGCUGAUCGGACCAGAUUGGGCGAUGAACAUCGAGAUCUGUGAUAUCUGCAAUCACGAUCCUGCACAAGCAAAAGACGUUGUAAGAGGUAUAAAGAAGCGCAUUCGAAGCAAAAGCUCAAAAGUCCAGAUUCUUGCCUUAACACUAUUAGAGACCAUUGUGAAGAACUGCAGUGAUAUUAUCCACAUGCACGUUGCCGAGAAAGAGUUACCCCACGAGAUGGUGAGAAUUGUGAAAAAGAAGCCGGAGUUUCGUGUGAAAGAGAAGAUAUUAAUUCUAAUAGAUACGUGGCAAGAAGCUUUUGGAGGACCAAGGGCAAGAUAUCCCCAAUAUUUUAUAGCUUACCAAGAAUUAUUGCGUCUUGGGGCAGUUUUCCCUCGGAGACCUGACACAUCAGCGCCUGUUUUCACACCUCCACAAACACAUCCUUUGACUUCUUAUCCAAGACAUCUUCGUACUCCCGAAUCUAGACCAGUUGACUCGUCUGGAGAAGAUGAAUUUCCAACUUUGAGCAUGACAGAAAUUGAAAAUGCGCGCGGUAUUAUGGAUGUCCUUGCAGAAAUGCUGAAUGCCUUAGAUCCUGAUAACAAAGAGGGAAUCAAGCAGGAGACAAUUGUUGAUCUGGUGGAACAGUGUCGUACAUUUAAACGUAACGUGGUACACCUCGUUAACUCAACUACGGAUGAAGCACUAUUAUCUCAAGGGCUAGCACUAAACGACGACUUGCAACGUGUACUGGCUAAACACGAAUCUAUUUCCUCUGGAUCUAAACUUGUCGAGGAUAUAAUAAAACCGGGAGCUGCUCCAUCCUUGGUCGAUAUUGACUCUCUUCUUAUCGACACCAUCGAUCAACAGUCAGAAGAAGGAUCUUCGUCGAGCAAUAGUGUAGGGACACAGUUAUUGCUCUUGGCUCCUCCAGCAACUAAUAACGGUCAAAUGACAACUCCAACAAAAGGUGAUUCCAAUAAUAUAGAUCUUUUGAGUGGAGACGGCUUCAAUUCACCGCUGGACUCACAGCCACCGAGCCCUAUUGCAUCACCGCAUAAUCCCUGGAACAGUCAGAUACCCCAGCAACAGCAGCCACCCUCGCCCGUUUACGGUGCCGUAAGUAGUAGCGGAAGCUCACUACCUCCUCCCCCAUGGGAAGCUCAACCAGACAACAGCGAGUCUGAGUCGGCCUAUACGCAUCAUCAAGAAUCGCAAGUAGGAGUACUAGUCGGUGGCUCUCAGCCAAUCACUGGCGGCCAUGUGGCGGCAACUAACAACCAGGUAACUAUGCAGACCAACCAAAUGAUGGGUUAUACAUAUCCUCAACAAAUGUAUGGCAACCCAUAUAACUAUGGUUAUGGCUAUGGUUAUAACAACCAAAGUGAACAGUACCAAAAUGGGCAGUUUCUUGAGCAAAAUAUGUCUGGAUUAUCUGUCGAUGGUAAUAGACAUUCUUCUUAUUCGGUUUCGGUGGGGCCCGGAAAGCCGUCGAAGCCCGAGGAUAAGCUAUUUGGUGACCUGGUUGAUAUCUCUAAAUUCAAACCAGCAAAAAACACAUCAGGGAGUAUAUGAUAUAUAUAUAUAUAUAUAUAUAUAUAUAUAUAUAUAUAUGAGAUGAUAAUUUCUUUGUUAAUAAAGUUUUUGCUUGUUAUUUUUUUGUAAAAAAAAAUGAAUAAAUAAUAGUAAUAAUUGGAGUUUGCCCCUAUUGAAAAAUAGUAUCUUGACUUUUUAAUUUAAUUAUAUAUAUAAAAAAAUAAUCAUAUCACACUUUAUUUUACAAUCUCAGUCCCUAAUCCCUAUUAAAUAAUUAGAAACAACAAAAAGAAUGAUGAUAAAUAAAUAAUUAUAAGAGAUUAAAGUUUUUACUAUUUAUGCAAUAUAAUUUUUAUUCUAUCCAAAAAUGUCAAUAUGUUCACACAUUUUUCCUUUAUUUUUAGCAACCCUGAACACUCACCUACCUACAUUAC